CGCCAGCGGGGCGGGAGGCGGCGGGGUCUCGGUGUGCCUCGGCAGGGAUCGGCCCGCUCCCCUCCAGCAUCCCCCGGGCGGAGCGGCGGGGCCGGGUGUAUGCCGGUGCCGGGAGGGGCUGGGGAGCUGCUGGGACGGGAUCCCGGGGCAGGGAGCGGGGAUACACCGACCGCCCGGUCCCUCGGCCCUGUCCCCGGCCAUGUGCCCUGUCCCGGCCCCGCUGACCGCGCUUUCCCCGCAGACGAGGAUGACGUGCACAAGUGCGGGCGCUGCCAGUCGGAGUUCAGCUCCCUGCAGGAGUUCGUGCAGCACAAGCUGCAGAAGGGCUGCCAGCGCCCUCCCGACCCGCUCGCCGGGCUCCUCGGCCACGAAGGACAAAAGGUGGUUCCUGCUGUCGAGGAGUCCAUCACUGUUGCUCACAUUGUUGUUGAAGCAUCUUCCAUAGCAGAGGAGAUCAGCAAUGCCUCGGCCAUCGUAGGCAGUGGGCACAUCAAAGAGGUCAUUGUAGCAGGAGACCAUGUGUUUGAGAACCCGAAUGGCCACGUGGAUGGGGAGGUCAGUGAGGAGCAGGACAUCAAGGUCAAGCUGCAGGUGAACAAGGAGGGGCGGUACGUGUGUGAGCUGUGCCAGAAGACAUUUAAAACUGCCAGCAUCCUCAAAGCUCACAUGAUCACUCACAGCAGCAGGAAGGACUAUGAGUGUAAACUCUGUGGGACUUCCUUUAGGACAAAGGGGUCUCUGAUCCGACACCAUCGGCGGCACACGGAUGAAAGACCUUACAAAUGCAAGAAUUGUGGGAAAAGCUUCCGAGAAUCAGGAGCUUUGACUCGGCACCUUAAAUCUCUGACACCUUGCACUGAAAAAAUCCGCUUCAACAUGACCAAAGAAAUAGUUGUCAACAAAGAUGAUCUGCCACCAGGACCCUGCAGCUCCACCACAGACACAGUGUCCUCCAUAGCGAGCGAAUCCAUGGAGGCCUCCCCUGUCAUCCACCUCGUGACAGAUGCAAAAGGCAACGUGCUCCAUGAGGUCCAUGUCCAGAUGCAGGGACUGCCCAUGGUGGAUGCAAAGCCCCUGGAUCCAGACCAGCCGCAUCCCGAGGAGCUGCCCUGCGAGGGGGAAGUGAACAGUGAGAACCUGCUGAGGCAGGCCAUGAGGAAUUCGGGGAUUGUCAUCGAGAGAGUGGCUCUGGAGGAGGUGCAGAAGCCGGAUGAACCUGUGGCAGCUGCUCCAGAAGAGCUGGAGAACAAAGGGAUGGAAGUAGACGAGGAGCCGUGUGUUAAAGUGGAAGGAGUGGAGUCUCAGACACCUGCAGAAGGAACCAACGGGUACAAACGUUACAUUUGCUCUCACUGUAAUGAAGCCUUCAGUGAAGCUGCUGCCCUGGAAUCUCACAGCAAGAGUCACACAGAGUACAAACCUUUCAAGUGUGAGGAGUGUGGCAAGGAGUUCACCAAGGGCUACCUGCUGAAGAAGCACCAGGAGGUGCACGUGAACGAGCGGCGGUUCCGCUGCGGGGAGUGUGGCAAGCUCUACAAGACCAUCGCCCACGUCAAGGGGCACCGGCGCGUGCACUCGGACGAGCGGCCCUACGCCUGCCCCAAGUGUGGCAAGCGCUACAAGACAAAGAACGCCCAGCAGGUGCAUUUCCGUACCCACCUGGAGGACAAGCCCUACGUGUGCCAGUUCUGCAGCCGGGGGUUCCGGGAGAAGGGCUCCCUGGUGCGCCACAUCCGCCACCACACCGGCGAGAAGCCCUUCAGGUGCUACAAGUGCGGCCGCGGCUUCGCCGAGCACGGCACCCUCAACAGGCACCUCAGAACCAAAGGUGGCUGCCUCCUUGCUAUGAAGGAGGUGGAAGAAGUGAUAGUGUCAGAGGAGAGUCAGUCUGCUGACAACUUGGCAGCCACAGUCCUUUCGGAGGAUCCGCACACGGUUCUGGUGGAGUUCUCCUCAGUGGUGGCAGACACCCAGGAGUACAUCAUCGAGACUUCUACCGAAGACAUGGAGACCAGUGAAGCUACUGAAAUAAUAGAGGGAACAAGACAUGAGAUGGACAGCCACAUCAUGAAGGUGGUGCAGCAGAUCGUGAACCAGGCCAACCCGGGCCACCAGAUCAUCGUGCAGAACGUCACCGUGGCCGAGGGCGGCGCGGCCGCCGACGCCGCCGACACCAUCACCAUCGCCACCCCCGAGAGCCUCACCGAGCAGGUGGCCAUGACCCUGGCCUCGGCCAUCGGCGACGGCGCCGUGCUGGCCACCGACGGCGGCCUGGCCGCGCAGGAGGCCACCGUCACCAUGGUGGCCUCCGAGGACAUCGAGAUCAUGGAGCACGCCGGGGAGUUCGUCAUCGCCGCGCAGGAGGGAGACGUGGAGGUGCAGACUGUGAUCGUGUGAGGGGUGGGAGCUGCACACCUGGCCACUGGGGCUGCUCACAGAGCCAGGGGAACACUCAUGGGACAGUGCAGGCCCCCAAAAGGGGAGAGGGCAGGUCUAAAACGGGAUAGGACAGGUCUGAAACAGGAUAGCGCAGGUCUAAAAUGGGAUAGGCCUGAAAUGGGAUAGGACAGGUCUGAAACGGGAUAGUGCAGGUCUAAAACAGGAUAGGACAGGGCAGGUCCAAGGUGUUCUCAGUCUAAAACCAAUUCCAGGAGUUAAACCCUUGGCCUGGUCGCCCUGAGGAGACUGACAGGUCACAAGUGGCACUCAGUAUUCUGUACAGCAGCCUCGAAUUAAGGAAGAUCCUUUGGGAAUCAGCCCCCUCUGCCUGCCACUGGGACAGCAGGGGUCUGGUUUUUAAAAGGAUUCAGAAAGUGUAGCAAGUGUGUGGGGUCUCACAAGGGAUUAUUUAAAUAUAUGCAUUUAAAACAAGUUGAGAAAACCAAACCUAAGGAGUUGUGGUGUGUGUUGAGCACCACUGAAACACUCUCAUGCCUUUAACCUCACUCCUUCAGGCCUCCCAAGGCACGGUACUGCAGUAUUUCUCUUUUCUUUGGUAUCCUGGACAAGUAGCCUUAUGUACUGGUCUGUGAAUGCAUCAUUGUACCCUGCAAUGCUCCAGCCUGGGGGCUGGAAAGCCAUAUUGUACAGGAAUUUGGUUUUUUUUAAACCAUAUGUUGAUUUUUGAUUGCAUAUUGUACAGUUUUGGCAUGUAAAUAAAUACAUUUUUAAAAAUAAAA
Molecule: messenger RNA, 3179 nt
Organism: Camarhynchus parvulus
Lineage: Eukaryota; Metazoa; Chordata; Aves; Passeriformes; Thraupidae
Gene: E4F1
Product: E4F transcription factor 1
Exons: 13
Coding region: 100-2397 (765 amino acids)
Cellular component (GO): nucleus
Source: RefSeq, a predicted model, not a curated record